Molecule: messenger RNA, 3356 nt
Organism: Pteropus alecto (black flying fox)
Lineage: Eukaryota; Metazoa; Chordata; Mammalia; Chiroptera; Pteropodidae
Gene: WDCP
Product: WD repeat and coiled coil containing
Exons: 5
Coding region: 696-2762 (688 amino acids)
Molecular function (GO): kinase binding
Source: RefSeq, a predicted model, not a curated record
CUCUGUCCGUCACCAAAUUAUGCACUCUAUUUGUGAGUCUGUUUUUGAUUAGUUUGUUCUUUUUGUUCCUUAGAUACCGCAUAUAAGUAACUUCCAAAUUCUUAACCUCUGACUGCCUAAGGUACCUUGGUACCCUAUAGACAUCUUAAAUGAAGCACAUUUAUUACUAAAUUUAUCACACACAACACAUCCUUCUUACCUUUAAAGCAUGUUCUGCUUUCUCUAUCAUAAAUGGUUUAACAAUUUCCCAAGCAAAAACUUUGGGUAUUAAUUCUUCCUUCCCCACCAUUUAUAUCCUACCGAUAUUAUCUGUUACAUCUGCUUUAGAAAUAUAUCUUGAAUCAGGUCCUCUUUCUCUACCAAAGUAUCUACAAACUUGGCUCACUUUCUCAUUGAAACAUUCAAACUAUUUCAUGGCCCCUUAUUAAACUUCUCACUUUUCUUUCUUAGGUUUAUCCUGUACACUGUCACAUGAAUGUGUGCUGAUUCCUCCAAAUUUCUCAGCAGUCCCUUUAUGAUCAGGGAGAUAAGGUUGGAAAGAUAAUUCUGUUCAACUACAUGAGGUAUCCAGGCUCAGUGGGACAGAAGAGACUAGGAUCAAAAGGACUUCUCCUUGUCUGACCCUACUAAAAGAGGAGAGGUCAUCAGGACCUGGACCACCAACGGAGUAAAAAGGAUAACCUUUAUCAGAAAGGAUGGAGCUGGGAAAAGGAAAACUUCUCAGGACUGGGCUGAAUGCAUUGUAUCAAGCAAUACACCCAGUUCACGGCCUUGCCUGGACCAAUGGGAAUCAAGUAGUCCUGACUAAUGUUCAGCUUCAGAGUGGAAAGGCCAAGUUUGGGGACUCAAAGGUCAUCGGACAUUUUGAACACGUAUAUGGGGUAUCCUGGGCCCCACCUGGUUCGGCCGACAGGCCCGCUCUACUUGCUGUCCAACACAAGCAGCAUGUCACUGUGUGGCAGCUGUGUCUCAGUACUACAGAGACAAGCACAUGGUUGAUGUCUCAGACCUGUGAGAUUAGAGAAUCAUCCCCUGUCCUUCCCCAAGGCUGCGUAUGGCACCCAAAAAGUGCUGUCCUGACUGUGUUGACUGCACAGGAUGUUUCCAUUUUCCAUGAUGUUCACUGUGACAGUUCCCGGGUGAGAGUGGACAGCAACACCCAAGGUCUUAUUCACUGUGCGUGUUGGACUCGGGAUGGCCAGAGGCUGGUGGUGGCAGUAGGCAGCAGCCUGCAUUCUUAUAUUUGGGACAGUGCUCAGAAGACUCUUCAUCGGUGCUCCUUCUGCUCAGUAUUUGAUGUGGACAGCUACGUGCGCUCCAUUGGAGCCACUGUGGACUCACAGGUCGCCGUAGCCACUGAACUUCCACUAGAUAAAAUUUGUGGCUUAAAUGCUUCUGAAACACUGAUUGUUCCACCUAGUAUUGAAGACACUUCUCUGUAUGCUUCACCGGUUAUUGAUGAAGUGCCCUCUGUGGAGAAAGGGGUAACCCCUUGUGAAACAAAUUCUGAAGCAUCAGUUUCUCCCUUUUCUUCUUCCUGUUCAGAUCCUCUGGAUCUAACUCAUAUACAUUUCAGUAGAUCUGCGUCUGAGAGCAGUGCUCUUAUUUGUCUAAGAAAAAAGGACGACUGGACUCGAACUGGUCUGGAUUCUUCACAUUUGGUCCUUGUGACCUUUGAGAAAGAGGUUACUCAGACCAGAAAAGUCACCAUUCCAGGCAUUCUUGUUCCUGAUCUAAUAGCGUUUAAUCUUAAAGCACAGGUCGUGGCAGUGGCUUCCAAUACUUGUAAUGUAAUUUUUAUCUAUUCUAUCAUUCCAUCAUUUAUGCCAAACAUCCAGAAAAUUCAGUUAGAGAGUAGUGAAAGACCAAAAGGCUUAUGUUUCUUGACAGAUAAAUUAUUAUUAAUUUUGCUAGGAAAACAAAAAUCCACUGAUUCCACGUUUCUUCCUUCUUCAAAGUCUGAUGAGUACGUCAUUCGCUUGAUUGUUAGAGAAAUAAUGUUGGAAGAGGAAUGUCCAGUAACACCAAGUGAAAACCAGAGUGGCUACUCUACUUUCAGUACCCUGUUAAAUAAAGCAGAGAGAAAAACACUAAUUGAAAGUCUUUCCCCAGAUAUUUGUUACCAAAACAGAGGGUUCUUGUUCACAGCUAAUAGCAGUGGUCGAAGAGGAAGGCCUGGAAGUGCCCUUAUUAAAGAAAUCAAAAGCCCUCCAUCCAGUGUCCGUAAUUGCCCCAUAGCCCUGGAAACUCAAGAUGCUGCCCCUGUUAACCAGUCAGUAACGCUGCCCACACCCAGCAGCAGACCAGACCUCACCAGCACCCCAGGACCUCCUAAUUUCCUUCAAAGAAAUAACUUAGAAAGGGAAAAGGAAACUUGCCAGCUAUCUAAGGAACUAGAAGUUUUAUCUAAGAACCUGACUGAAGUCCAGCGAUGUCUUUCUAAACUCACAGACUUCCUAUAUAAUGGAAAGAAAUCCUCUCCAGUGUAUCCACUCUCUCAGGAUCUGCCUUAUGUCCACAUCACUUACCAGAAACCUUAUUUUGUAGGUUCUGUUGUUGAGAAAAGAGACGUGCUUCUCUGCAAUGGCAAACUAAGGCUCGAUACAGUUCAGCAGACCUUUGGCCUCUGUCUUAUUGAAAUGCUGCAUGACUCGCGCUGGAUCCUUCUCUCUGCUGAUAGUGAAGGCUUCAUCCCGUUAACUUUCACAGCCACACAGGAAAUAAUCAUAAGAGAUGGCAGAGUCUCUGUCUUAGAGUCUUGAUUCUGCUCCUUGUCUCUAAGUCUUUCAAGUCCUUACUGCCCAAAGUUAGAUACCGCUUUUUGUUCUAACGACUUAGGUAGUAUGGCCUGAUAUUGUUCUGUAGAGUAUUUGCUGUGUAGCUUUUCAGGUGAGGCUGUUACAAAUGAGAUCUGUUUUCCACUGUGGACUCUCCCCAGCUGAGAUUCACACUGGAGCACAGAGGUGAAGCACUUUCCAGGCUGGCUCGGCCACUUCUCCCCCAGGCUGUAGCAGAUCCAGGUCUUGGCUAGAUGGCUCAGGGUGGUUGUGUGUUCAUGGCUGCGUGGUUUUGUCUAAGGGCAGAAUUCCCUCAACGAAACAAUACUGCAGUGCCAUAUGGAUUGUGUUUUAUGGUUUCUCUGAGGCUUUCUGUCCCUUGCUCAAAGCUGUCUUAGAAACACUUAUAAGGUACCUCAGCAAUGUAUGUAGAUCUUUCUCUUGGCUUAAAGAGCAGGGUGAAGAGUGCUGGCGAACCUACACUCCAACAUAUGCUUUUGACCCUAAACCAGCAGAAAUCCACAGAGCUCAAAGGAAGACAAAAAGACGAAUGGCUUCUGUGCUCCCCGCCUCACCCCC